This is a messenger RNA of Schistosoma bovis, 4413 nucleotides long. NCBI's taxonomy places the organism in Eukaryota, Metazoa, Platyhelminthes, Trematoda, Strigeidida, Schistosomatidae. The record is from the annotation of a GenBank genome assembly.
AUGACGACACCCAAUGAGCUAGCACAGCUUGACGUUGUUAGUAAUGGAGAAACAUUUCAUCUGGAGGGUCAUCUGUGUUCCCUUUCUGCCUUUUCCCAUGUUCCUACACAUCGGGAUUUGCCGAAAGACAGGACAUAUUUUAACUCUUCUGAGAAGAAACAAGGAAAUCCUUGCAUAUAUGAUUCAAUCUUUUCUAAAGAGGAUGAUUUCAAUCCAAAGCUUCAUCGCAGUGAUCGCAGGCAUGAUAAACUUAUCGGAUUGGAAAUAAACCAAGAAGAGAAAAGUAAAGAUAUACCAACACUUUCAUCAUCAAUAUAUGGACAUCGUUUACAUAAAAAUAUUGAAAAUAAUGAUCGUAAACAUGUUCGAAUUAUGCUAGUGGAAAGUGAAUUUUAUCGUCGUAAUGGAAUUGAUUUAUUAUAAUACAUAAUACACUUUAUAUCUAAAUACAAUUAUUUUUGUAGACAUAAUGCAUAGAAACAACUUAAUUGUGUAUUAACCAAUCUCGUUAGUAUGUAUAACAUUGUUUUUUUGUUUGUUUUGCCAGUGAUUUUUGUUUGAUCUUACAUAAUAUGAAUUUGUUUUAUUAAACUAGUUCAAAAGUUAUCAAUAAAAAAUGUUGAUUGAGAUCAUGAACUGUUUGAUAUUAGAUCGUAAUUGAAAACCUGGAAGCAGUGAACGGUCGUUUCAUCCUAUUGUGGGAUUCCUCAACAGUGCGCAAUCACGAUCCCGCUAGCGAGAUUCGACCCGACGACAUUUGGUUUCGUACGAGAACGCUUAACCUUAAUCAAUUCAUGAAAUUGCGCAACUAUCUUUCAUUGUACUCAGUACAAGAUACCUGUUUCUACUUGACAUAAACUUACUCAUUUCUUUGGGGUCCCAUCAGCUGAUUACAAUCUAUAAAAUUUUAAAAAAUCCUAGUUACAAAUAUAUUGAGAUAACUUUUGGUAAAUGAGCUCAUUUUGAGGGUUAGUUUGAAUACUUAAAAGUAAAAUGUGGUAAGGAUGCAUACAAAUCUAAGAAACUAAAAGAAAUAAAAUAAAAUUCAUUUUAUUCUGCUCGAAUUGUUGUUCUUGCUGUCUAUUAAAUAUGAAGAUAAAAAUAGCUUCUCAGUAUGAAUCAAUGUAGGUAACAAUUAUGUUCAAAAUGGAAAUCUUCAAUUUUGUCUGGAUAUAUGUCAACGUUUAAAGAAACAGCCAUACAAAAAUGAUUCGUCGAAUAGGUAAAAGCAUCAGACAUACAAUUUUAAUACAGUAGUUCAUAGAAAACAACAGUUUUCUAAAACAAAAACUGUCUUGACUUUUCGUCCGACAACCUAGCUCUGGCUUCUUUCCGGAAAUGAUUAAGAGGAACAGCUUAUCAAGGUGAAAUAAGGUUAAAUAGGAUUCAUAUAUAUUAAGUGAAGAAACAUUCAACACAGAAAUCUUGGAACUUAGAAAUAUAACUCAUAUUUAGUUAGUCCCGAUUUGAGUUUGAUAAAACAUCUUAAAUCAUAUCGUUACUGAUAGCAGAUUAUUAACAAUUAAGUGACUGCUGUGCUAUAUCGCAAACUGAAUUUAUACAGCUAAUAGAGACUAUUUGUAAGGCUUUGUAAUUUGAUACCCGUUAUAUAAGUUACUGACUACUCGUAUUCAGAAGCUGAGUGAAAAACACACUGACCUUUGAUAUGACAGGUAAUAGGUUGAAUCUCCUUGUGAUUAUCAAAACUACGAUCCAGGUAAAUCCAUCUGACGAGCUUCAAAUAGGACAGAAUGUGUGUCCUGAUUCUCGUCUUUGGUUAGGAUCCAACUGCACUACGAUACGGAAGAUUGUUGAUCUUAUUUUUGUGAAACUUAAAAGUUUUAUGUGGUCACAUUCAAGCAUCAGUUGAUAAUAUAAAGAAAAAAUUAAAUAGCUACCCAAUGUCUUAAGAUUCCCGGUAGAUCCGUAGCACAUUUUAAUUCCUUUUUUAAGAUUAUAUAGUCUAAAUCUGGGCAAAAAUCCUUCCCAUGGUCGACAAAUUGAAUCAUUUGUUCCGACUUUCUAACACUGUUGAAUUUAGUUGACGCUAACAAAGAGCUGUGCUGUGAUUAUCUUAUUCAAAGUACACGAAUCUAUCCAGAAGCCUUCUGCGAUAGAAAGGAUAACAAUUAUGAAAUUUUUCUUAGCUGUCAAUGUUUUAGCUCAAUUGUGAUAAGAGUUGGAUAGGAAUCCCCAACUACAAUGAAUGAUCAACUCGCUAUAUCACGAAUCUAUCGACAUUGGGAAUAUGCACAAAUGAAAUGAAGUUCAGUGGUCUAGAUGGCACGAUUGGGUCUUUGAGUAUUGACACCUAUGGCUUUUAUCUCUAUUAUGAUCGUGUUCAUACUAGACCAAGAUAGCUUUUCACUGGUUGAUUAAUUAGAGUCAGUUUAUGAUGAAAACCAUAUUCAGAUAGUAACUGAUCUUCGAAUCCAUAUAAUUACAUGAUUUAUCUUUUGCCACACAACUUGAUCGUGUCUAUUAUGAAAAAUCCAGUAAGAAGAAUUGUUUUUGGUUUCGAAUUAUCUCCUGAACGUAAGUGUAUGUCGAGUAUUUUAUUCGAUUGGCGAACACUAAAAUUAACUAAACGAUUUCUAACAUUUUUCUCAGUAACUCACAUUGUGUCAUCACACUUUGUUUGGACGAGUUCGAAUAAUAAGAUAAUCAUUUGUCCAUGAUAGGUGGUACCAAAUUAAAGAACUCACGAUCUUUCGUCACAUAACGUAUGUUAUUUCAAUUCCACUAAUAUAUCAGUAUUCAGUGAAUAAUAUGAACUUCGUUUAUAUAAUCAUAAAUCAAUCAAUCAGAUGUAUUGUGAUCUCUGAACCCAAUAUCCCAAUUUUGGAGAAAUAGGACAAAAACUUCAAAAUUUUAUUACAUUUUUGAGGAAUUCGUCUAUUUAUUUAUGAAAGCGGAAAAUUUUGCACAAAUUUCGGUGGAUUUAUACAAAAUGCCUCCAUAUUUUUCGACAGAUAUCACAGAAGAGCCUGGCGAUUAUAACUACCUAUAAGUUUCUACUCAGGUAUUCCAUUUUUUCCAGUCAAUUACACACAGUGAACUCACUGCCAAAGAAACUUAACGACAACCGAUCUAUCGCUGUAAUUAAGACUUAUUCGUAACACAUUAAAAUGUUUAUUAAAAUUUAAUAAAUUACAAAUUAUUCAUUAACAAAUAACUUUUCCAUUUCUUAGUAACGGAAGUACGUUACGUGGACGCUGAACUCUCAUUCAAAAUGUUCUAAAAAAAUUAAAAACUUCAAUCUUUAGUUAACAAAAAAUGUCAUGGAAACCAGCUAAUCCUGAAUACUAUGUAAAACGUUGAUGACAUACUGACCAUAGCCUAUCGUGAUGACCCAACCGAGCUAUAUUGGCUGGAACAUAUGUUCCUGUAGAUUCUACAACGCCAGGCAGGUCGAUUGGAGAACGGUAAGAUUAAAAGCAGCAACUAAAGGUCUGAGAGCGAAGUCGUACUGCUGACAGCAGUAAGGUAUUUCCCUCGGACAACCAGCAUCUGCAGCGAUGCUGUCUUCUCACAAGGAUGGAAGGGGUUAGAAAAGGUCGACCCUAAAAAUGUCACAUCUCACCUUACCUCACGAAUUUCCGUCUCCGGAGGUCAGGCCCUUUGAAGAACGGAGCUAACACAUUAAAAACCUUCCACGAAAAAGCCGUGCGCGACCGGCCCCAAGCAGUUGUCCCUUGCGCUCUGCGGUCACGCUCCCAGGUCGUCAAGACCAACACUAAUCCAAUUUCCUUUUCAGGUUCCUCAAGAAAUACCCUUCCACGGUGUGGGCAGCUGGGAAGUGACAUCAGCCCUCAUACUCGUAACAGCACACGAGACCAAGUUGGUCACACUCAAAUCCCUCCUACACCUCCUCAUACCUCUCUUAUCUCCACGAAUAACCCUCCUCACGACCCUUUAUCACCUCGCAUCGCCAGGGCAAACGAUUCCAGUACGCCAAACGUUUUUACUGGUCUCCUGAAACCACGCUCUAAACUAUACGUAGGAGCUUUUAACGUCCGGACACUGUGCCAAAUAGGACAACAGGCUUCCUUAGCUAGGACUUUAGAAUCUCGCGCCAUCGAUGUGUGCUGCGUCUCCGAAACGCGCAUACGGGAUCCGAGUAGCGUCAUUCAUUUAACCUCACCAUGUCAAAGUAACGAAACAACUCGAUUUACGAUCAGUGGAUCUGAAAGCCCUGAUUCUGCUUCCUGUGGCCUCGCCGGUGUAGGUAUAGCAUUGAGUCCUAGGGCAGAACUAGUUCUCUUAGAGUGUAUCCCAGUAGAAAAUCGUUUGUGCGCUGUCCGACUAAACGGAACAGGAAGGACUCGGAAAGUUAAGGACACUCAUCGUUGCCUCUGCCUAUUCUCCCACUGACUGCAGCUCAGAUGAUGUAAAAGAUGAGUUUUAUAGAAA